AUGGCGCAGUCCGCUCUCUACCCCUCGGAGCAUCGCACUCUACGGGUACUCGAACUCGCCUGCCCCGACUCUGACGCAGACUUGCGCGAGAACUGCGCUUACCUUGUAUCGCAGCGUCGCAUGACGAUCGACGAAGCAAUCGACUAUGUGAAGGGCGAGGAGGUAAAGGGCAAGAACUCCGCCGCCACAUUGAUGACUACCACGGCACCGUCGCGCGCAAGAGUGACAACAACAGGUGCAACGCGAGGCACAGUGGCAGUGCCAGUCGUAGCGCCGGAAGCCUCCUUACGCAGCUCGUCAAGGUCAAACCGACCACCGCCGGCCUGUCCACGCCCGCGUGCGUGUGAGCGCGAGAGCAGCGAGGCGGGCGACGACAACGUCUGGGGUGCUUAUCCUCACGGGUACCGGCCAGCAAGCACGCAGCCUUCGACGACCACGGAAAGCACAACGGCAGCGACAUGCGCGGUGCCUGCAUCGGUGAGAUCAGCGGCAGCACCGCCAAUGCCGGCGGACACGCCUGACGAGAUUCGCACGUCGGCUCACCGUACGACACGCCAGCAGUACCCCCAGAGGGUAUCAGCUCUGACGGUGACGCCGCCUGUGGGAGAGACGAGCCCCCAAUCGCUGCUGAAAGGGCAGGGAGAACGCUGUAUCUCGGAUGGCACCGCUGGCACUGUGACCGCGCCAGGAGCGGACGCAUCGCCCUUACGUAGCCUAGGGCGACUGGGCCAGAGCGACAGUGAGCCGCAAGUCCUUCGCGAGGCUUCCGUUCCCAUAGUCGAGGACGCGGAGCGGGUUAAUGGAUCGAGCGCGCCACUUGCGUCGAGGCCGGGGCGGGAUGCGUACAAGGGUGGCGCGACGACAGCUAAAGCCUCUCCUGCGUCUCUUCCUCAGAGACGGCCGCUGCCACCCUGGUCCUCGGUGCUGCUUUCUUCAGCCUACCCCGGUCGCAACGAGGGCGAAGCAGACGAUGACGCAGCGCUCAAGGCGGCGGGACAGAGAGAUGCAGAGGAUGGGGGUUACUGCAACACCGAGCCGCUGCUAUCGGAGCUGAAGCAGGCCACGGAGGAGGAGCGUGCCGCCUUCGAGUCACAGCAAGCUGACAUGAUGUACUACUGGUACCGUGAGGAAACCUCCAUGUUUGACCACUGCCUCUCACGCUACGGGCCAGGGCAGGUGCUGUUCUUCACGACGAGCAUGACCGGCGAGCGCGCGGUGCGUGAUCAUUGCCGGCUUAUGCAGAACUUGCUCUUCAUCAAGCUCAUCCCACACCACACGAUUGACAUCGCCGAUAGCGAGUUCUUUCAGCGGCGUGUGCGACGCCUCUGCUCAGAUGCCACCGGGACGCACCACAUGCCAGGGAUGCCGCUUCUUUUCGUGGACACGACGCUGAUCGGCGACCUCGUCACGGUGCAGGAACUGGAGGACUGUGGUGAACUGGAUGCAAAGAUGAUCGAGGCUGGCUGCCGGGUGUUGCGGCGGCGCGUCCUCGACGCGUAUGGACGCAGGCGAGCCGGUCUCGUGGCUGUGCCGCUGAUGCUGCCCGUGAAUAAGAGGCCUGCUGCAAUGAGUGUUGACCCCGGGAGGCCUUCUUCUACUGCCCCUGUCGGCGUUUCGAGACCCAACGUAACGUUAGGCCGUUGCGCCGUCGCCGGUGGAGGGAAACUAUAA
This is a messenger RNA of Leishmania braziliensis MHOM/BR/75/M2904, 1671 nucleotides long. RefSeq lists its product as hypothetical. The transcript has a single exon. The coding region runs from base 1 to 1671 and encodes 556 amino acids. NCBI's taxonomy places the organism in Eukaryota, Euglenozoa, Kinetoplastea, Trypanosomatida, Trypanosomatidae. The record is from RefSeq and is a predicted model, not a curated record.